Molecule: messenger RNA, 1136 nt
Organism: Ipomoea triloba (trilobed morning glory)
Lineage: Eukaryota; Viridiplantae; Streptophyta; Magnoliopsida; Solanales; Convolvulaceae
Product: nuclear transcription factor Y subunit B-7-like
Exons: 1
Coding region: 264-926 (220 amino acids)
Biological process (GO): regulation of transcription by RNA polymerase II
Cellular component (GO): CCAAT-binding factor complex; nucleus
Molecular function (GO): DNA-binding transcription activator activity, RNA polymerase II-specific; RNA polymerase II cis-regulatory region sequence-specific DNA binding; protein heterodimerization activity
Source: RefSeq, a predicted model, not a curated record
AUUAAAUUUUAUUUGUAAACUAGAUAUAUAUAAAUGUAAGUGUGGAAAUAGGAGUGGUAUAAUUGAGUGUAAUGAUGGUUACAUAAAAUAACACAUAGGGAGCGAGUCCCAGGGUCUGAAAUGGGAAUUCUUCCCAAUUGCCUUUGGUGUUCCCACUUCCAUGCCUCCUUUUAAGCCUCUCGUGCCAUUUGCAACUUCCCCCAUUUAAAAGCCCCAACCAUCUUCUCACACCUCCUUAGCUUACCUACACACAUGCCCAUCCGAUGAUGACGACAACCACGGCGGAGAACGACGAACGGCAAACCGGAAACCUCCCCAACUUGGCCGUCGUCCGAGCAAGCCCCGAAAGCUCCAAAACCACAAACAACAAAGAACAAGACAGAUUCCUGCCGAUAGCCAACGUGGGACGGAUCAUGAAAAAGGUGAUCCCCGGCAACGGCAAGAUCUCCAAGGAAGCCAAGGAGACCGUCCAAGAAUGCGUGUCGGAAUUCAUCAGCUUCGUCACCGGAGAAGCCUCCGACAAGUGCCAGCGCGAGAAGCGGAAGACGAUCAACGGCGACGAUAUCCUCUGGGCCAUCACCACCCUCGGAUUCGAGGACUACGUCAACCCCCUCAAACUCUACCUCAAUAAAUACAGAGAGAUCGAAGGAGAGAAACUUAACCUUCCAAAACAGCCACCCCAGCUGCAACAGCCGCCCUCCUCCGCCGCCAAUUUGGCUUACAACGCCGCCGCUACCAAUGUAUAUUCUUCCUCUCCGGCGACUCUCCUCUCUCACCAUCAUCAUCAACCUUCCUAUAUGUCCUCCUCUGAUCAUCAUCAUCAUCUUCUUCACCAACAGUUCCCUAAUUUGGCUUUCUCGCCCCAGAACUCUGUUCAGUCUCAGUUAACAAAACAGGAACAGAUUGAUUCAGUGGGGCAUUGGUAAUCAUAAACAUGCAUUACUGCUCCAUUUUUUGGUGUAUUUUUCCUUUCCCCCAAUAUUUUUUCUUCUUUUAUUGUUUUCCUUUUCACAUGUAAUGUAAGUAUAUAGUGAGAUCAUUUUUGAAGCCACUAUGUAAUAUAAAUACAUCAGUAGAGAAGUUUCAGAAAAUGGGACUACUUUUCCACUUGAAAGAAAAAGGUUAAUUCCAAAUUA